Messenger RNA from Perkinsus marinus ATCC 50983, 993 nucleotides. RefSeq lists its product as hypothetical. The transcript has a single exon. Gene Ontology annotation, cellular component: proton-transporting V-type ATPase, V0 domain; vacuolar proton-transporting V-type ATPase complex. Bases 1 to 831 code for a protein of 276 amino acids. NCBI's taxonomy places the organism in Eukaryota, Perkinsozoa, Perkinsida, Perkinsidae. Gene Ontology annotation, molecular function: ATPase binding; proton-transporting ATPase activity, rotational mechanism. Gene Ontology annotation, biological process: proton transmembrane transport; vacuolar acidification. The record is from RefSeq and is a predicted model, not a curated record.
AUGAUAUUUGGUGUUUGCAUCAAGUUCGGUAACGAUGCUUACAUGAGGGAGUGGAUUGACUUCAUCUUCGUUGCCAUUCCCCAGAUGGUCUUCCUGUUGGGCUUCUUUGGUUACAUGGACUGGAUGAUCAUGUAUAAGUGGGUUACUCCUGUUACUCAGGACCCUACCCUUAACGGUGCCCCCUCCCUGAUUAACACCUUGAUCUCGUUCGGUCUCGGCCAAGCUGAUAAGCAACCUCUGUUCCUCGCCCAGCCUGCCGUUCAAAAGUGGCUCAUGCUUGCUGUGGUGAUAUCGGUCCCUGUUAUGCUCUUACCUAAGCCGAUUAUUAUUCAAAUCCAGAGGUCUAUCAGAAAUAAGAAGAACAACCGUAACGCUGUUGCCAAUGACGAUGUAGAAGCGCAAGCCCUCAUCACGAAGGAGAGUGAGACUGACGAGGAGCUUGAGGAAGAGGGUAUGGAUGAGGUCUGGAUCUACCAGAUGAUCGAGACCAUCGAAUACGUGCUUGGUUGCGUAUCCCAUACUGCGUCAUAUUUGCGUCUUUGGGCUUUGUCCUUGGCGCAUCAGCAGCUUUCUGUGGUGUUCUUCCAGAUGAUUAUGCAGGGCGCUCUCCAGUCCACUAGCUGGGCCAGCCCUAUCUUCAUCUACUGCGCUUUCGCCGUCCUCUUUGGUAUCACCUUGGGUGUCCUUAUGUUCAUGGAUGUCUUGGAGUGUUUCCUCCAUACCUUGCGUCUGCAUUGGGUGGAGUUCCAAUCCAAGUUCUACAUGGGUGAUGGAUACUCCUUCGUGCCGUUCUGCCACUUCGACAUUAUCAAGGAUGAGCUUCAGGCUUAAGAAACAGUAGAUGCUGAUGACGUGUUUACUACUACUACUUGAAGGAAGCGAUAGACGAUUCUUCUCGUGUUUAUUCAACUCCUCCUUUUUCAUACAUUCGAUUCGCCAUUUAUUGCAUCCACAUCGUGGCGUCCCAAGAUUGUACUAAGUCUCUUAUGAGUA